This is a messenger RNA of Symphalangus syndactylus (siamang), 4980 nucleotides long. It is a transcript of the gene AMPD3, whose product is annotated as adenosine monophosphate deaminase 3. NCBI's taxonomy places the organism in Eukaryota, Metazoa, Chordata, Mammalia, Primates, Hylobatidae. Gene Ontology annotation, molecular function: AMP deaminase activity. Gene Ontology annotation, cellular component: cytosol. The record is from RefSeq and is a predicted model, not a curated record. Gene Ontology annotation, biological process: IMP salvage; AMP metabolic process.
AGGAGGAGGCUGGGCGUUAGAGGGAGGCUGUGGCUUAUCUCCUGCCGCUGGGCAGGACGGCUGUUGUAAUGAGGAAGCUGCCGCUUUAGUUUCCUCUUGUGAGGGCUGUGAAGAGGGCCAGGACACUGCAUUCAGGAUGCCACAGCCAUUUUGCCUUGGAUAACUGGCAUUACCUGGGGACUUCAGGGCUCUUGGAAAUUUUCCACUCGUAUUUCAUAUUCACGAAAGAAUUUCCAGCCCAGGCUUUUCCUGCUCUGGCUCACUGCUGCUCACAUAUAUGCAAAACAGAGACCUCCCACUCCAGCCAGCAGACAGGACCCAGCCAGCUGCAUGCACGCACUGACUCAGCUGAGCCUCCUGGGCGGCAGGCAGCACCUGGCCCGGGUGCAUCACUUGAGUGGCAUCUUCAGGACCAGUCAUGGAGCCAGGCUCAGCCGAGAUGCCGCGGCAGUUUCCCAAGCUGAACAUCUCUGAAGUGGAUGAGCAAGUCCGGCUCCUGGCGGAGAAGGUGUUUGCUAAAGUGCUUCGAGAAGAGGACAGCAAAGAUGCCCUGUCCCUGUUCACUGUCCCAGAGGACUGCCCCAUCGGGCAAAAGGAAGCCAAGGAGAGGGAGCUGCAGAAGGAAUUGGCAGAGCAGAAGUCUGUGGAGACCGCAAAAAGAAAGAAAAGUUUCAAGAUGAUUCGGUCCCAGUCCCUGUCUCUGCAAAUGCCGACACAGCAAGAUUGGAAAGGCCCCCCGGCAGCCAGUCCGGCCAUGUCUCCCACAACCCCUGUGGUCACUGGAGCCACUUCCCUGCCCACACCAGCACCCUAUGCCAUGCCUGAGUUCCAGCGGGUCACCAUCAGCGGAGAUUACUGUGCCGGGAUCACUUUGGAGGACUAUGAGCAGGCAGCCAAGAGCCUGGCUAAGGCCCUAAUGAUCCGGGAGAAGUAUGCGCGGCUCGCCUACCACCGCUUCCCGCGGAUCACAUCCCAGUACCUGGGUCAUCCGCGGGCGGAUACUGCACCUCCGGAAGAGGGCCUUCCAGAUUUCCACCCUCCUCCACUGCCCCAGGAAGACCCCUACUGCCUGGAUGAUGCACCCCCCAACCUGGAUUACUUGGUCCACAUGCAGGGGGGCAUCCUCUUCGUGUAUGAUAACAAGAAGAUGCUGGAGCGCCAGGAGCCGCACAGCCUACCCUACCCCGACCUGGAGACCUACACGGUGGACAUGAGCCACAUCCUGGCUCUCAUCACCGAUGGCCCCACGAAAACCUAUUGUCACCGACGACUGAACUUUCUGGAAUCCAAGUUCAGCCUUCAUGAGAUGUUAAACGAAAUGUCCGAGUUCAAAGAGUUGAAGAGUAACCCCCACCGGGACUUCUAUAACGUGAGAAAGGUGGACACGCACAUCCAUGCGGCUGCCUGCAUGAACCAAAAGCAUCUGCUGCGCUUCAUCAAGCACACAUACCAGACGGAGCCUGACAGGACUGUGGCGGAGAAGCGGGGCCGGAAGAUCACCCUGCGGCAGGUGUUUGACAGCCUGCACAUGGACCCCUACGACCUCACUGUGGACUCACUGGAUGUCCAUGCGGGCCGACAGACAUUCCACCGCUUUGACAAGUUCAACUCCAAAUACAACCCUGUGGGGGCCAGUGAGCUGCGUGACCUGUAUUUGAAAACUGAAAACUAUCUGGGAGGAGAGUACUUUGCUCGGAUGGUCAAGGAGGUUGCCCGGGAGCUGGAGGAGAGCAAGUACCAGUAUUCAGAGCCACGGCUCUCCAUCUACGGCCGCAGUCCUGAGGAGUGGCCCAACCUGGCCCGCUGGUUUAUCCAGCACAAGGUCUACUCUCCCAACAUGCGCUGGAUCAUCCAGGUGCCCCGGAUCUAUGACAUAUUUAGGUCAAAGAAGCUGCUGCCAAACUUUGGGAAGAUGCUGGAGAACAUCUUCCUGCCCCUUUUCAAGGCCACUAUCAACCCCCAAGAUCAUCGAGAGCUUCACCUCUUCCUUAAAUAUGUGACGGGGUUUGACAGCGUGGAUGAUGAGUCCAAGCACAGCGACCACAUGUUUUCCGACAAGAGCCCGAACCCAGACGUCUGGACCAGUGAGCAGAACCCACCCUACAGCUACUACCUGUACUACAUGUAUGCCAACAUCAUGGUGCUCAACAACCUCCGCAGGGAGCGUGGCCUGAGCACGUUCCUGUUCCGGCCGCACUGUGGGGAGGCCGGCUCCAUCACCCACCUGGUGUCUGCCUUCCUCACUGCUGACAACAUUUCCCACGGGCUGCUCCUCAAGAAGAGUCCGGUAUUGCAGUAUCUUUACUACCUUGCUCAGAUCCCCAUUGCCAUGUCUCCUCUUAGCAACAACAGUUUGUUUCUCGAAUAUUCCAAGAACCCUCUGAGGGAAUUCCUGCACAAGGGACUGCAUGUUUCUCUUUCCACCGAUGACCCCAUGCAGUUCCACUACACGAAGGAAGCUCUUAUGGAAGAAUAUGCCAUUGCAGCUCAAGUGUGGAAGCUGAGCACCUGCGACCUGUGUGAGAUCGCCAGGAACAGCGUGCUGCAGAGCGGCCUCUCGCAUCAGGAAAAGCAAAAGUUUCUGGGACAAAAUUAUUACAAAGAAGGACCUGAAGGAAACGAUAUUCGAAAGACAAAUGUGGCUCAGAUCCGGAUGGCAUUCCGAUAUGAGACCUUAUGCAAUGAGCUCAGCUUCCUGUCUGAUGCUAUGAAAUCAGAAGAGAUCACCGCCUUGAUCAAAUAGGUCCAGCAUUUGACAUGCAUUUUAACUUUUUGGUUCAAUUUCAAGUCUGCUGUGGCUAAAUAGUGGUCAAGAUUCCAAACCAGGACUUUCCUCUGUGAAGAGGAUGCCUCUGAAGAAAUUUUAAACUGGUGAUUUUGGUUGGUUUAAUUUUCCAAGUAUUUCUCUUGAAACUGCCAGUGCCUGAACUGUUGGGGCCAGGAUUUUCCCUGGUCAGAUGCCAAGUAACAUGGGGUUUUCUGCUAUACUUUUCUCCAUUGGCCCAGGUAGGCUAAUUGGUAGUUUUUCAUUUCAGCCUCUGGAUGGCUGGCUGCCUUAAACACAAUCAAUUUCAAAGUUCCAUUUCAUAAAGGGGCUACUUUGAAGGAGUUAAGAUGGAAGACUUCCUUCUUGACAAUUUGUGUUUUUAAUGAAUUUCUUAAACUGUUUUAUUUAGCCCUUCUCCCCCCUUUCUAGUUGGAAGCCAAAUGUACUCAUGAAAACAGCCACUCCUAUUCUGAGUCUUGGUUUCUUCACCUAGAAAGUGAGGCUUUGGACUAGAUGAGUGGCUUUCAGGGUGUUCUGUGAAUCUCUUCAUGAAUACUUUAGGGUGGGGGAGGGAAGGGAGUGAGUGAUGCUCAGGGGCUGUCAAAGUGACUCUGCGUUCAUCAGUUUUACACUGGGGCUGCUACAUAAUAUUUUCAUUUGAAUGAAGAACUUCAAAAAGCACAGGACUAGAUGAUCUCUGUUCCUUUUGGCUCUAAUAUGCUACAACUGUAGGCCAACUAUCACUUUACCAAUUAAGAGGCCAGAUAAGUGAAAUUUAACUUAAGGUCACACAGCUAAUAAGUAAUAGGCCUACAACUGGAUUUCCUUAUUCCAAAUCUUGUCUUUUCCCCACUAUUCCAUUAGACCCCACAAAUGUUAGGUGUGUGUGUGUGUGUGUGUGUGUUUUAAUCACUGUAACUGGGCGCAUUUUUUUAAGGCAAAAUUUCUCCCUUAUCUACUAUGAUGACUUCAGAAGAUACAAUGGUCCCAGGGGCCAGGUAGAAAGCAUUUUUAAAGACCAAUCUGAAUUAAGCUUUAUCAGUGUACUCUUUAUCUGUGUUACUAGUGCCUGGUAUGUAGUAGGUGCUCAAUAAAUGAAUAUUGAAUAACUAAGUGAAUUUCUUUAGGCAACUUUUUAAGGACAUGUGCUCUUAGUACUUAAGAGGCUGCUCAAGGAACUUCUUAUCUAUUUCUGUGGUCAAAUUCAGACUACAGGAGGUCUUUUUGAACCAUCAUAGUUAGAAGAAUUCGAUUUCUGCCUGUGAACUUAUUUGACUUUAGAUUGUCUCAUCUUGUGACUUUAUAAUGCCUGUCCCCUCCACUGGUCAAUUCAGCAUAUGGAACUACAAAUGCAGUCUUUUUACUAGGCAGAUAUAUACGCUAUCUUACAGCUAAUUAAGAAAUUGAAUGAAAAUCCGUUGUUAUCUUGGGGAUUAGUUUUGAAAAGCCCCCAUUUAUAUAGAUUUGCCCUAACAUAGGAAGUAUUGUGUAGUUUCUCAUUGUCAUUUUAUCUGUAUCAAGUAUCUUUUUUUAAAUUGUUAAAUAAAGUCAGCUAGGACUGUGGCUCAAUAAUUUAAAACUAUUUAAAGAUAAUCAUAUUUAAAGCAAAUGUUAAAGUUUUUUUACUGUUAAGAUUGGGCACCAUGAAAAGCUAUCAGUAAUAAUAGCUAAUUUAUCUUUUACUAAGACUCAGACAUGAAUGACAUUCACUAGGAAAACUCAAAAUUUUCAAACUGAAGCUCACUAGACCCAGAAGAUAAAUCUUUUGUUAUUUUCUCUAACUUCUACCGUUAUAGUUCAUGAGCAAAGCUAUACAUGUUCAUUUCCUUUUCCCCGGAUAUUAUUUUAGUCUGUCCAGCUAACACCUUAUUGGGUUUUACCUGUCCUGCAAGCUUUUCUGACAUCUUUUCUAUAGCACUUUGUGCUUUUAUUUACAUUGUUAUACUUAAUUGGCCUUUUGGGGGACAAAUCCCUACUUUCCUUUGUGUUUGCAAUAGGAAUAAAAGGCAAUUACUUGUAUACUGGCUUAGGUUUCUAAAGCAACAGUUUUUGAGGCAGUUAUCCCUUCUUUAUCCUUAAGGGCUCAAGUUCACUUUAUGUGUUACUUCAAAUUGUACCGCUGAAACGAUCGAUAUCAUUGCUCUUUGCCUCGUGAAAAAUCACAGCUCUUGGGUUAUUUUUCAUGGCCUCUUGGAUUAAAAGAGCUGAAAGCA